GUUUCGUGCGAUAUCUCUUUGUAGAAUAACAAUAUCUUUGAUAUGUUGCGUUCAACCGUUGCAACCGUUAUCAACCCUUAAUGAUUACUAUCGUCGAUAUACCGAGUUGCAUUUUUCAAUUUCCUACUAGACAUACAUGUAAACGUAGAAUGUGGAAUGCGGCUCCACGGAAUGUAGAUGCCACAUUCGCUCUCAUGGUGAGUUAAAAAUUGAAUAAUCUGGUUUUUUAUCUUGAAUCUUGAAAAGAUAAUAUCUUCGGCGUGUCAAAUCCACAAAUACUACCAUUGUGAUUUUACGCGAGCCAGCAAGUUGUGAGUACUCGAAAUUAUUGGAUUUCAUUAAUGGCUGAAUCGAAUCAAGUUCUAAGUAGGUAGCUCAAUUGAAUUUGGAUACGAGUUGCAUAAUAAAAGUGAUUUUAUUUUUUUUUCUACGUGUUUUACGAGUAGAGAUAUUAAGAAUCAAAGUCCAAUUCGGAUUUUCACUAAGAAAUGUUAUCGUCGUCGCCCUUGUACGGUUGUAAAAUAUAGUGAUAAGAUUAUUUGCGAUGUUCUGAGGAUAACACUCAUUUUAUAAUUGUGAGUAUAUAAACGCAACGUUUAUAUUAAAAGAGGAAGAUUGGAAAGCCUAUUAGAUCAGUGAACGCAUGCAGUUAAUUAUCGAGCUAGCAUUUUAAGUUAUUAAAUGUAAAUAUUUUUUUUUAAUCUUCAUGUUAUAUGAUUACAUGAUAUUGCAUGAUAUGUGUGUUAUAUCAAUUCUGUAUGUGCAACAUAUUUAUUGAGCUAUUUUUAAAGAAAUAAAAUUUAUGUAUCUACACAUGCGCGAAGGAUAAUAGUUUUAAUAACGACGUAUUCAAAUAAAGAUACUUUCUGCAAAUUGUUUAUAAUUAUCUAAACUUAUGUGCUAAUGAUGCCAAAAAAAUGGUGUUUGGUCAAAAGGAUAAUCAAUCUGCAAUAGUGGGAUUUUUUACGAAAACAUAUCAAAACAAUAAUCUGCAGAUCAGUACAUCAGAAUCAGUGACAUGUGAGAAAGUUGAUUUAAAUAAUGAAUUAUCAAAUAAUUCAUGUUUUAAUAAACAAGAAAGGAUAGCUGAAGACUUGUCAACAACAGAUGUCAUAAAUCUUGAUGAUUCAGAUAGUUCAGAUACAUGCGAAAAGCUGAAGACAUGUCCAAAGACACUUAGUUACACAAUGACGUCACAUCACGUUAAAGGUUCAAUAGAGAGAAAAGAAAUAUCUGAAAAAAAAUCGGAUCUUUCAAAUUUAUCACAAAAGAGUGAUGAUUAUGUAAAAAGUUCUGUGUCUUUUAACAGUGAGGAAGAUAAGAAAUAUAUUCUUAAAAAAUAUUUACAUCAAAUAAAAAAAAUAGAAUAUCCAAAUGAAGUAUCAGUAGAAAAAAGUGGAAGGAAACAAACUAUUGUUCCACAAACUAAUUAUUACAAUAAAUGUGAUAAUAAAUAUUUGCCUUUUACCAGUACAACAUCAUUAGAAGAAAACAAAGAAAAAUUUAACGAGAUCAAUGACAUAAUAUCUAAAAACACAGAAAAUAAACAUUUAGGGACUCCUAAAAAACGUAAUAUAAUAUCUAACAAACAAGAAAAAAAUACUAUAAUUUCAGAUUCUCUAAUUCAAACCGAUAGCUCUAAUUCAAAAUGCAAUAGCCACGGAUUACCAAGAGGAAAUUGGCUUGGUCCUGAUGUUAAUUUGAAUUUGAAAGAUUUAGGUUUAAAUAAACUGCUAGGUUCGUGGAUUGAAUUUGUUCAAAAGAAAUCAGUAAUGUCUACAAUACCCGUUACAAAAGAUAAGUUGCUUGAAAGGCACAAAGAUUUACAAGAACUUCAAAUUAAAGUUCUCGACAAAUUUUGUAUUGCACUUGAGUUGAUUCCAUUACCAGUACUGGAACAAUUCCCGAAGUUUGAUUCAAACUCUUUCAAAAAGUUGCAAAGCUUGCUUCGACAUAUAAAAGCUAAAUUACGUUUAAUACAAACAACAUUAUCAAAGUUACAAGAGGAAGAAAAUACUAUUUCUGAGUCUCUAGAAACACUUAGAUCCACAUCAUCAAAAUCAAUUGAAAUACCAAUUUCAUGUGUGUCUGAAAGUCGUCUGACGAAUAACUAUGACACUUUUGACACACCAAGUACCUUAGUAUCUGAGAUGGACUUUCAUCAAGAGAUAGCAAAUAUAAUAGAAUCAUCGUAUACAAACACAAAGGAAAGCGAUAAUAACUUGGAAGCUAUAUCAGUAAUUAAACAACCUGAAGCCAUAGUUCCAAAUAAAAAGAGCACUUUUCAAUUAAAAAUUCCUGCAAUUCAAUUAAAAAGACCUGUUAAAACAGUAUUAGAUACUGAAACAGCAAAAAUGUGGGAGAUGAAUCAAAAAAUACCUAAGACAAUGAAUUCCUCACUAGAUUCUAAAUGCGUUUCCAUAAAGGAUACGUUUAACAGCAAUAUUAAGACAUCACUAAGCAAUGAAAAAUAUAUUAUGCAAAAUUCAAAUAACAAGAUUAAUAUAAAUAAAUCUCAAGAUUGGCCUCAGAAUAAUAUGACGCAGAAUAAGCAAUACAAUGAUAAAACAAAAUUAAAAUCUGAAAAAGAUAGUAUGGAAUAUGAAAAAUUCACUGGUAAUUAUAAAAACGAUGGUGUUAGUGGAGAAUUUGAUGGUAUAACAUAUCCACAUUCGCAAGAAAUGUUAAAGAUAUUUCGGCAAAGAUUUGGUUUAUAUACUUUUAGACCAAGUCAAUUGCAAGCUAUUAAUGCAACACUUUUGGGAUUUGAUUGUUUUGUUUUAAUGCCAACUGGAGGCGGAAAGUCUCUUUGUUAUCAAUUGCCUGCACUUUUAAGUACUGGCUUAACAGUCGUUAUCUCACCAUUAAAAAGUCUUAUUUUAGAUCAAGUUCAGAAACUUGACUCCCUUGAUAUUCCUGUGGCUCAUUUAUCCAGUUCUAUAACAGAUAGUCAAGCGGAAGCGAUAUAUAGAGAACUUUUCAAAAAGGAACCUACUCUCAAGAUAUUAUAUGUAACGCCAGAGAAAAUUUCCGCCUCGCAAAAAUUCUGUAACGCUCUAACUAUAUUACACGAGAGAAAAUUAUUGGCGAGAUUUGUUAUCGAUGAAGCACAUUGCGUUAGUCAAUGGGGUCAUGAUUUUAGACCAGACUAUAAGAAGCUAAGACGUCUGAGGGACAAUUACCCUAAAGUUCCAACAAUGGCAUUAACCGCAACGGCUACACCGCGUGUCAGAACAGAUAUUUUGCAUCAGUUGGGUCUAACUAAUCCAAAAUGGUAUGUUUAG
This is a messenger RNA of Pogonomyrmex barbatus (red harvester ant), 3284 nucleotides long. RefSeq names its product recQ-like DNA helicase Blm. Lineage: Eukaryota; Metazoa; Arthropoda; Insecta; Hymenoptera; Formicidae. Gene Ontology annotation, molecular function: nucleic acid binding; four-way junction helicase activity; 3'-5' DNA helicase activity. The record is from RefSeq and is a predicted model, not a curated record. Gene Ontology annotation, cellular component: chromosome; cytoplasm; nucleus. Gene Ontology annotation, biological process: DNA replication; double-strand break repair via homologous recombination.